Molecule: messenger RNA, 1311 nt
Organism: Athalia rosae (coleseed sawfly)
Lineage: Eukaryota; Metazoa; Arthropoda; Insecta; Hymenoptera; Athaliidae
Gene: Had1
Product: lambda-crystallin homolog
Exons: 6
Coding region: 124-1092 (322 amino acids)
Biological process (GO): fatty acid metabolic process
Molecular function (GO): NAD+ binding; oxidoreductase activity, acting on the CH-OH group of donors, NAD or NADP as acceptor
Source: RefSeq, a predicted model, not a curated record
AUCCCUUCCACGUGCCAUAAUAUCAAUUGAACUUCUGUAGCUAUCAGUCGCGAAUUACUUAGCGCGCGUUCAGGUGGUGACCAACUUUAUUCUAUCGGCAGCAGUCCCAUAAUAUUUGAUAAUAUGGCUUCAAAGACAGAAAAAAUUGGAAUUAUCGGAAGUGGACUGAUCGGUCGUAGCUGGGCUAUGUUAUUCGCCGGCGGCGGUUAUAAUGUGACGAUCUACGAUAUCGUCGAUGCGCAAAUCACCGAUGCUUUGAAAGACAUUCGCGAACAGCUAGACCGGCUGCAAGAAACUAAUCUCCUGCGCGGAAGUUUGACCGCUGACCAACAGUUCAAAUUGAUCAAAGGGACCACCAGUUUGGCUGAAACUGUUAAAGGAGCAUCAUUCGUUCAGGAAUGUAUACCUGAGAAGCUUGAAUGGAAAAUUAAGCUUUACAAUGAGUUGGAUAAACUUAUCGACGACAAGGUCAUUUUAUCUUCGUCAACUUCAACUUUCCGUCCAUCGCUGUUUAGCGAGCAGCUCAAGCAUCGUGCUCAAGUACUCGUAUGCCACCCUGUAAACCCGCCAUACUACGUCCCCUUGGUGGAAAUCGUACCGUCCCCAUGGACCUUGCCCGAAAUUAGGGUGAAGGCGAGAGAAAUCAUGACAGAGAUCGGUCAGGCGCCGGUGUCAUUGACCCGUGAAAUUGACGGGUUUGCAUUGAAUAGAAUACAAUACGCCAUUUUGAACGAAGCGUGGCGUUUGAUUGCGGAUGGUGUUUUAGACGUGAAAGAUAUGGACAAGGUAAUGAGCGAAGGUCUUGGCAUGCGGUAUGCAUUCUUGGGGGCGUUAGAAACUACUCAUCUGAAUUCGGAGGGUAUAGCACGGUACAACGAAGUGUACAAAGAGACAAUGUGGAGCGUCAGUAAGACGAUGGGACCCGUUCCGAAAUUCGAGGGUGAGGUGGCGAAAAAAAUUGCGGAACAAAUGAACGCCAUCACUCCAUUAGACAAAUUGCAAGAAAGAAGAGCCUGGCGUGACGAGGCGUUAACUAAACUAUCGACAUUGAAAAAGGAGUUGGACGACAAAUGGAAAAAUGAACAUUGUUGAUAAAUAGCAGGUAUGAAGUUGUCAAUGAUGUUUCUUGAUUCCGUUUCCCUCCAUUUUAUUUCAAGACAUGAGAAAACUGUAAGUGCUCUCAUAAAUUAUUAACAUUCCAUUUUAUUAAGUCGUUGCAGAGAUGAUAAGAAAGUGCGAUAAUAAUUAUCUAACGUAAAACGAACAAUAUUCAGAUAUAUGAUGGUAAUAAAAAUUAUCCUUUUAUCAUUA